AUGCGUAUAAAUUUCUGCAAGAGGAUUAUAAAGAAGAUAAUGGGGCAUACACUCAGUGAACCAGUGACCACAAGGAAGUCUGUAUACUGUAGAAAUUCAAACUAUAGAGUUGGAAGUUCAUGUAUGCAAGGAUGGCGUAUCAAAAUGGAAGACUGUCAUGUUCAUAUACUUUCAUUACCAGAUGAUCCUGGUACUGCAUUCUUUGCAGUGUAUGAUGGGCAUGGAGGUGCAGCAAUGGCAUUGCAUGCAGGGAAACAUCUUCAUGAAUACAUAAUUAGGAGAAGCGAGUACAAAGCUGGUAAUAUUGUUCAAGCCAUGGAACAAGGUUUUCUAGAAUUGGACAAAGCAAUGCAACAUGAUGUGACUCUUAAAGAUGAGCAAGCUGGAACUACCGUUAUAGCUCUUCUUGUUAAGGAUAAUAUUUUAUAUAGUGCAAAUGCAGGUGAUAGUAGAGCAGUAGCAAGUAUUAAGGGUCAUGCAGUUCCACUCAGUCGCGACCAUAAACCUACAUUAAAAGAUGAACGUGAAAGAAUCGAAGCUGCUGGUGGUUGGGUUGAAUUUAAUAGAGUUAAUGGUCUGCUUUCGUUAUCUCGUGCUCUUGGAGACUUUACGUUUAAACGAAAUGAACGUAAAUCACCACAAGAACAAAUCGUGACUGCUUUUCCGGAAGUUCAACAGUUUCAAAUAACAGAAGAUUGGGAAUUUGUUGUAUUGGCCUGUGAUGGUAUUUGGGAUGUAAUGACAAGUAAUGAAGUAGUCAAUUUUAUUAGAGCGCGAUUAAUGCAGCCAAAGUUUGGGACUGGGCAAGAAAAUGACACAAUGGAUCCCGAAGAGAUCUGUGAAGAACUUAUACAGCAUUGUCUUGCACCAGACCCUUUAAUGGGUACUGGAUGCGACAAUAUGACUGUUGUUCUUGUUUGUUUCCUUCACGGAAAACCAUAUUCUUAUUUAAUCUCGCGUUGUAGAGAGUCCAGUAGUACAAAUCCGUAACUAUUUAAAUUACUCAUAUUUUGUAUCAUCUCCUAAAUUUAUAUUUAAUUUUACACCGUAACGAAAUAAUCAUGUUUCAUCGAGUAUCAUAUCGCGGCUGAAAAAUUCUUAAAAUUCUUUUCCGAACUCUUACUUUUUAAAACUAUGAAUCCAAAAUUUUUAACAAAUAUUUAUUUUAUACCAAUAAAAGUAUUUUCUUUUAUCAAUUAUUAUCAAUAUUUCUUAUUUAGGAUUUUUAAUGAAAAAAUUACGAGCAAGCUGAAUUAUAAGUUUUUAUUUACAAUUUCGAACAAUGGACAAGAAGUGUCCAAAUAUAAGUUUAGUAACAAUCUUAAUAAAAUGCAUAAGUUUUCAUUCAGAGUCCGUAGCGAUCUUGUAAAGAGGAAACAGCCGCAUUAGCAAGGGAGCUUAAUCUGCCUGCGACCUUGUUUACUCCUUGACGAACACUUUCCCUGACAUCAUCUAAAUCCACUCCUGCUCUUCCGCCACCAAGACGCAUUGACAAAGAAGACGUAGGAGAUGUUGCCGUAGAACUUCCUGUGCCAAAAUAAUCAGCUGACGAUAUACUAGACGAACCUUCGAAACGUCGUAAGUUGCUUUUACGUUCCCACUGUAAUAAAAUGACAGAACAUUCAUUUAAACUAAAAAAUAAACCUCAUACAAAAUUAUUAGUAUGUAAAAUAAACGUACAGAAUCGUCAUCUUUGCUGUCCUGAAAAUACUGAUCUGAACUAAUAGCUUUAGCACUACCAAAUUUCUUUUGUGCUUCUCCUUCCAAUAUUUUAUUAUCAUUCUUAUUACUGUUUGGUUUACUCGGCGGAGCUGUUCGUUUUGGUGGUUCUGGCUCUGCAAUAACAAGUACUUCCUCAUUACGAGAUUUAUUGUUAUUGUUGCUAUUAUACGGGGUUGAUAAGGCCGCAUAAAAUUCAUCUAAACUAAUAAAAAGAUCUCGUUCAAUAUCGAUUUCUCUUGGCUUUGGUUCAGAUGCAGUUAUAGUUUUCGAUGAUGUUUCCUGGGUUAUUGUCCGCAUGUCACCAACCGCAGAAUGACUUGCGCCACUGAAAAGUAUAUAUUCUAAUAUUAUAAUUGUGAAGAUAGUGCUUCUUUUCUUCAAAAAAUACUGUUAGCAUAAACAAUACAGCAUAUAAAGAAAAUGGAACAAAUA
This is a messenger RNA of Osmia lignaria (orchard mason bee), 2154 nucleotides long. The record is from RefSeq and is a predicted model, not a curated record. Lineage: Eukaryota; Metazoa; Arthropoda; Insecta; Hymenoptera; Megachilidae.